Molecule: messenger RNA, 2971 nt
Organism: Nerophis ophidion (straightnose pipefish)
Lineage: Eukaryota; Metazoa; Chordata; Actinopteri; Syngnathiformes; Syngnathidae
Gene: misp
Product: mitotic spindle positioning
Exons: 5
Coding region: 1-2538 (845 amino acids)
Source: RefSeq, a predicted model, not a curated record
AUGUAUUUCAUUUAUGCAGGUGUCAUCUGCUCUACAUCGCCCCCUGCUGCCAUGGACAACGUUCCCAGGAGGUGGGCGCUGAAGCCUUUGUCCCCCCUGCUGCAUCCGUCCGACCCACGGAACCUGGCGGCUCCAAGCAAUGGGGAAGAUCAUUUAAUGGCCACCGACAGUCUGAUUGACUCCCCCCUGCAGGAGGAUGAGUUCAGGGAGAUGGUGGUCCAGGCCUGCCUGGUCCACUCGUCGCAGGAUGGCGACGACAGCAGCGAUUUGUACUCCGGCAGUCCCGGCAGCAGCUCAGGCUCCCACAGCGGAUUCUACUCCUUCGUGGAAGACCCGACCAGCCCGGAAGCGGAGCUGAACGAGGCGUGGAUGGUCUCGCCUCAGCGGCAGGUGCAUCUCACCACCCUGAAGGAGGACAAGGCCUUCAAAGUGCAGACGUACAACAGCGGCAGGAAACCGGAGAGUAUGUUUUCAGAGUCCGAGUCUCAGUACACACUCCAGCCGGAAGACCCCUGUAGAGCAUUUGGGGAGGAAGAAGAGAAGCAACUGAGGAAGGACAUAAUUCGGACGCAAGCCCCAAAGAAGAAGUCGAUGUCCAAGCUAAGCUUGCUGGAGGAGGAGGAUUGUAGUACAUCUACAAAUAAGCCGACGCAAAGUUUCGGUGUGAGCUACAGUGCGGUCGGGCUAGAACCCUGCCGCCCUGUCGACCCCGAAACAAUCAUCAGGGAGCAGAUAAACUUCGGUGCAGCGCGACAGCAGUUCCUGAAGCUUGAGCAGAAUAUGCAGAAUCCCCCCGUCCUGCCUUCCAAGUCAAGUGUGUCCUGGAAGGUGGAGGGAGAUGACGCAAAAAGGUCAGAACCAUCCGGUAAAGGAAAAACCUCAGUGGACAGGAGAACAACUGAGAAUGACCUCAAUGAUGAACACUUCUUUAAGGAGGACUCGCUGGUGGACGAGGUGUUUCCUGAAAGCAUACAACAAGAUAGAAGGAAAGUUAAGUUCCGCCUCGAGACCCCGAUUGAGCAGGAGAUCCGCUUAGUUCAGGAACGUGAGGAGAACCUCCGACACACGCGAGGCCUAAAGCAUAGUGAGGGAGGCUCAGAGUUGGUGGAGAUACGAGCCAAGCAUCAAUCACCGCAAACCUAUGUCAAGGCCACAAAGAAGAAGCACGUGGGCUUCAUUGUUCAGGAACACAACCCGAAGAAGAACCAUAAGCAGCAAGGCCGAGAUCCACCGAAGGUAUUUUCAGACACUAAGGAGGAUGUGCAGAACUUGCAGGACCCAGAAGUCUCUCUGUCCUCCUGUUGUCCUGAUGAAACAUUUUACACCUGUCCAUCCUGGACCAGAAUUCAUUCUUGGAGGGACAACCAGGAGUCUACUGGCCUACAUUGUGGGAAAAAAGGUGCCCAGAAUUUUAUUGAGAAGGAAAUCCAAGAGGCUCUGCAACGAGAGCAGGAGCUUCGCCAGUUGAGAGAGUCUAAAAAGUCGAAAGAGUUCGGAGAGUACAGAGUCAAUAGUGAGUCUGGUGAAUACGGAGUGUUUGGAAAAUCGAGAGAGCAUGGACAGUCCAGAGUGUUCGGAGUAUCCAAAGUGUCCGGAGAGUUUGGAGAAUCCGAAGGGUUCCGAGAUUCCGGAGUGUCCAGAGUGUUUGGAGAGUCGAGAGAGCAUGGAGAGUCCGGAGUGUCCGGAGUACCCAGAGUGUCUGAAGAAUCCGGAGAGUUCCAAGAGUCUGGGGUGUCUGGAGAGUCAAGAGAGCAUGGACAAUUCAGAGUCUCCGGUGUAUCCAAAGUGUCCGGAGAGUCUGGAGUGUCCAGAGUGUUUGGAGAGUCGAGAGAGCAUGGAGAGUCCAGAGUGUCUGGGGUACCCAGAGUCUCUGAAGAGUCAGCAGAGUUCCGAGAGUCUGGAGUGUCUGGAGAGUCGAGAAAGCAUGGACAAUUCAGAGUCUACGGAGUAUCCAGAGUGUACAGAGAGUCUGGAGAGUUCCCAGAGUCUGGAGUGUCUGGAGAAUCAAGAGGGAAUGGAGAGUCCAGAGUGUCCGGAGUACCCAGAGUGUACGGAGAGUUUGGAGAGUCCGGAGAGUUACGAGAGUCUGGAGUGUCCAGAGUGUUUGGAAAGUCGAGCGAGAAUGGAGAGUCCACAGUGUCCGGAGUGCCAGGAGAGUCUAGAGAGUCCAAAGAGUCAAUAACACCCAGAGAGCCAGGAGGGUCCUGUCUCUUCUCUCCAGCCCCUCUGGUGGUGCAGGCCCCCACGAUGACUUCCAACCAGAUUUACCUGACAAAAAACUCAGGGUCCUGUUCCUCCCUGUCCUCGUUGACCACCUCCCACGCCCCGCCCCCCUCCAAGGGCCUGACGGAGACGCUGCUGCGGGGCCUUGAGGAGCAACGAUUGAGACUCCAGUUGGACGAGAGCUCGUACGCCGGGAUCCAGCCCGUCGAUGACAUCAACAACCAGGUGGUGGAGUCCACGCGAGUAAUUCGCCAUAAAAACCAGCGAGCUCUACGCUGGGAGGCGGGGGUCUUUGCCAACCAACUGGACCAGUGAGAAGAUCCAGAUCCACGUACUGAGUACAGGUCCAGGUCACUGGUUCUGAGUGGGUGAAAUGGUUGGUGUGUGCGUCAGGAGAGGACAUGGAGCAGAUCCCUGGCAUUACUGGAUGGUGAUGAGGAUGAUGGAGCUCAAAAUGAACGCUGAUCAGUUUCUUCAAUCACAAAAGAACAUGUUCACUGUUUCCAUGGCAACAUGCUGGUUAGCCUCCAGGGAGGAGGUGUUUGUGUGUGUGUGUGUGUGUGUGUGUGUGUGUGUGUGUGUGUGUGUGUGUGUGUGUGUGUGUGUGUGUGUGUGUGUGUGUGUGUGUGUAUAUCAAAGCGCCUUAUCGCCAUCAGCACUGUUUCCAUGGCUACUGCAUGAUGAGCCCAAAGUUGCAGGACAUAAGGUAGCUUUUGUGUUUUAGACAUAGAAUAAACUUUAGCACACA